CACAAAGAUCGCUAGCCGCUCGCAUGGACAGCACGAGCGACGAGGACCGGGACGAAGUGAGCGCGCUCGUGCACCCAACGAUAGCCGCCAAGCGAAGCCAUCGGCGGGUCAAGUCCAUCGGCGUCGGUGGACGGUUCGAGCUCGCCAAGAUCUCGACCGACCAAAAGGUGGAAAUCCUCGAGACGGAGCUCCAGCGCCAGUCCAAGGCGCUCGAGGAAGCCCAAGAGGAGACGCAGCUCGCGGCGCGCAUUGGUCAGUCGCUCUUGCUUCAAAACCAAAAGCUCGACUACGAAUGGGAGUCCAAGCUCGCUUCCAUGACCAAGCAGCACAGCGACGACACGGCGCGGCUGCAGGUACGCACGCGCGCUCGCCUCGACACGCGACCCAAGCGCGCUUAG
Saprolegnia parasitica CBS 223.65 is the source of this 398-nucleotide messenger RNA. RefSeq lists its product as hypothetical. The coding region runs from base 24 to 398 and encodes 124 amino acids. The transcript has 4 exons. Lineage: Eukaryota; Oomycota; Saprolegniomycetes; Saprolegniales; Saprolegniaceae. The record is from RefSeq and is a predicted model, not a curated record.